AUGCGACGAUAUCGCGCGCUCUAUAACAGGCGCUACGCAGAGAACAGCCCCAAGGCUAAGCCUCUUGACCAUAUUCUCAAACUGGCAAACGAUACUUUUGGUCAUUUGGCUUCUCAACCGAUCUAUCAUGGUGAUGUGGAAAAUGCAAAGCCACCACUUUCUAUCUAUACCACACCUUGUCAGCCAGGCAUAUCACUUCUAAGUACUCUGCGCUGUCAAGUCUAUCUAUGUCGAGAACAAAAGGAGGAACACAUUUACUUUAUUCGGGAUCUUGCAAGGUACUUCGCCCUAUCUUGGGAGAAUCCUCAACCCAUGAAACCAAAAGAACUACUCUACAUCCGUCAAGCAGGAAUUCGCUAUCAACUUCGACAAUUCAAAGAACUUGAAGUAACACCUUCUAUCCUUCCAACCGAAAUGAUAGAUGAACUCAUAGAGCUUCUGCCCCAAUUGUUCAGUACCGAAUAUCCCUCCGUCUUAACGAACGGUAAUCUAUCUCUAGCAAAUAUCCGUAUCGAUGAGGAAACACGUCAAAUCACAAGUAUUGUCGACUGGUCUCUAACAAAAGUCUUGCCCUUUGGUAUGGAUCUUGAUAUCCUUUCCCUUGUGACAGGUUAUAUGGGCUUAACGGAAUGGAAAGAUUACAAUUGUAAGAGGGUGCUGGUGGAUUGCUUUUGGGAAGAGUUCUUCGCUUGUUUGCCGAGGACUGUCCUUACACGGGAUGUUAGUCUGGAAGAUAUUAGAUUUCUUGCAGAACAGGCGGCUAAAGUUGGGGCUAUUCUGAGAUAUGGAUUUAAGAGACGGGCAGAUGGAUCUUCGGAUGGAGAGGUUUCGAUUUCUGAUAGAGAAAUUGUGCAGCUUAGAGCGUGGUUUGGGGUUUAG
This is a messenger RNA of Penicillium malachiteum, 879 nucleotides long. RefSeq lists its product as uncharacterized. The coding region runs from base 1 to 879 and encodes 292 amino acids. NCBI's taxonomy places the organism in Eukaryota, Fungi, Ascomycota, Eurotiomycetes, Eurotiales, Aspergillaceae. The transcript is spliced from 3 exons. The record is from RefSeq and is a predicted model, not a curated record.